Cloeon dipterum is the source of this 2658-nucleotide messenger RNA. RefSeq names its product protein CASC3-like. The record is from RefSeq and is a predicted model, not a curated record. Gene Ontology annotation, cellular component: exon-exon junction complex. The transcript has 6 exons. Gene Ontology annotation, biological process: mRNA processing. Gene Ontology annotation, molecular function: mRNA binding. Bases 18 to 1970 code for a protein of 650 amino acids. NCBI's taxonomy places the organism in Eukaryota, Metazoa, Arthropoda, Insecta, Ephemeroptera, Baetidae.
CACCCUGCUUUUCAAAGAUGUCGGACACAAAUAAAAACUCGGACGACUGUCCUUCCGAAAAGGUGGAAAUACCGAAAGCUAGCGAAGACCCGGAACCUUCUAAAGAACCAGAAAUGGAUCUUGACACCUCGGCCACAACCACCACCACUACCAAGACAGAAUCGGAUUACGAGAGUGCCGACUCUGAGGAGGAGAUCACAGACAGGCUGCGAAAGAGGGACACCGAGGACGGAACAGAGGAGGAAGACGAGGAUGAGGAGGGCACUGCGGACGAUGAGGAAGGGUACAGUGACAAGAGAGAGGAAGGCGAUGGUCAAGAAAGCUUGCCGGCGAAAGAAAAGAAAUUAGAUGAUGACGAAGAUCGCAGAAAUCCGCAGUAUAUUCCUAAGAAAGGCAACUUUUACGAGCACGAUGACAGAGGAGCUGACGAAGUGGAGGAAACGCCAGAAAGCAAAAAGGAUGACAAAAUUAAGAAACCAUGGAAAGAGAGCACGGACAGAUGGUCUCAUGACAAAUUCAAUGAACUUGACCAAGCUCCUAAGUCUACUGUUGAGUUAGUUAAUUCCUAUGGAUAUGAUAUUAGAAGCGAAGAAGGACCACCUAGAGCGAGAAGGAGGAGAAGAUAUGGGCGAGGACCUAACAAAUACGACCGUAAUUGGGAAGACGAAACUGCCUACUCUAAGCCAACAAGAGGCGGCGGAGCUCCUAGCAGAGGCGCUGGGCCUCGCAGACAGUCUGAAGGAGGUAGACCAAGUAGUGAAGGUGGUGAUGGCCCAGAGGAUAUCCAGGUUGACAACGAGAACCAAUUCCCUUCACUUCCCGCUAAGAAAGUCCUGAACCCUCGACCAAGAAAGGGUACGCCCGGUAGAGACAGGGAGCCUGUCCCGGAGGAAGAGGUCCCGCCAAGACCCACCAACCAGCCCACAAAGAGUGGUCGAGGCAGGGGCGGAGGCCCCUCUGGUAGGAUAAUCCGCGGCACCGGCAGAACCAUCGAGGGCCGUGGUAGAGGUGGAAAGGGAUCUGCGCCGUUCAGGGAUAUGAAAGAUGACGGCGCUGAUAGGAUCGUGCGUCUUGAAAAUAAUAUCAAGAAUCUAUCUAUUAAAGAUCCCAAUAUGGAGCCCAUCCAGAGCAGAGACUUCAGAAGGCAGACAAAGCCCAAAGGAGAGCCAUUCAAUCAGUUAGCAACGCAAGAUCGGCGCCAGGCAAACGUACCUCCCAGGAUGCAACAAGAAAGUUCAGCCAACAGGCCCAAGAGAUACUCGUCUCAGAGGCAAAGGUCUCUCCCUGAAAGUAGUUCUGCGUACGAACAGCCUCCUGCCGCUGUUCCUGGUCCAUACUACGAUCAAGGGUACCAGCAGCACCAAGUGUACCCUGACGCUCAGGGUGGACAGCCGUCGCAGGUGCCAGCACCUCUGGCGGCCGCAGUUCCUACAGAUGCUGCGAUUCUGCCGCCCGGAGCUCCAUUUCCCCCUAACUAUCCUUCGGUGACGCAAGCGCCGGCCUUCAUAGCUCCUUCUCAGCCUCCGGCGAGAAUUUUCCCUCCUGGACCACAACCAACAGCACCCUUCAUGGCACCCCCGAAUCCACCCAUCUUGAACUAUGUUGCGCCUCCAGCCGCUCAAUUUCCAGCAGCUUUUCCUCCAUUCCAAAGUUUCCCAGCCGUGCCGCCUGCAGCCCCACCUGCAGCCCCUUCAGAAAUGUACGUGCCUACAGGAAUUACAUACUACAGCACUCAGAAUCAGGUUCCCCGUCCAACACCGCUGAAACGACCAAAAGCAGCAAUACCUAUAGUUCCGCCUCCAGACGAGGAGGAAAAGCAACAGGAAAACCACCACGAGGAACAGUAUGAAGGGUCGCCCGAGAUUCCUGAACAAGUGGUCGAGAAGGAUGUGGAUUUGGGAACUAAUAAUUUGGUCCACAAAGUAGAAGAAGUAAAGCAGGAGGUUCAGCCCACGGAAAUAUCGGCUUAGUGCUGCUCUUAAUUGUUUGACCUAUAUAAACGUACUGCUAAUCGUAAUAAUUAUUUUGUUUAUUACUCCCUGGAAACUCAAGUUGGGUUAACAUUUAUUAUUUUUAUAUUCAAACAGGUGGUAUACCAUGUAGCAGUAACUUAACUAUCUAUCAACUCUUGCUUUGACAGGCAUUAUUAUAUUUUCGAGUAUUAGUUGUGAGCUGGGUCUCCUUGACAAUUUCAACUUCUGUUUAGUUCAAGUACUUACCACUUAGUUAUCUAAAUUCCUCACUUCUGAGCACACAAUAUAUUUGUAGGUAAUACGAAAAUUACAAUCUUUUGAUCACCCACAAAAUUAAUGUUUUUAAUAUGAAAUGUAUUAACCACAAGAAAACUACAAUGUACACAUAAUUUAAUAUUGACUGUUGAUUUUUUCAGCUGAAAUGUGAGUCUAUCAAUGAAAGAAAUACUACAUUUAUACAUUUGCAAUAAUUUAUAUCCCAAUAUGUAAUAGUAGCUCCACUGUUGAGUAAAUGCUCGCGAUAUUUCUUCACGAGCGUGGUGCAGGAUGGCAACAACAUAAUUUUUUGCUGUGACUGCAUAAAUUAUUUAUCAAUGCUAUGGUAAUUGAAUUGUAUCUGUUCAUAGAUAUCUCACGACUUUAACAUCAGAAAUAUUGAAAAAGAACAUUAAAUUUUGCAAAACUA